Molecule: messenger RNA, 352 nt
Organism: Eptesicus fuscus (big brown bat)
Lineage: Eukaryota; Metazoa; Chordata; Mammalia; Chiroptera; Vespertilionidae
Gene: ASDURF
Product: ASNSD1 upstream open reading frame
Exons: 4
Coding region: 71-352 (93 amino acids)
Source: RefSeq, a predicted model, not a curated record
CCGGGAGCGGAGGUGGGCGGGGCCGGGGCGCGUGUCCGCGCGGGCCCUGGGGCUGCGGGCGGCGUGCUCCAUGGAGGUGCCCGUCCGGGAGUCCCGCCCCGAGGACGGCGCGGGCCCGGCUGCCCCCGGCAGAGGGGACCUGAGCAGCAGGAUUAAAGAACAAAAAAUUGUUGUGGAUGAACUUUCUAACCUGAAGAAGAACCGGAAAGUAUACAGGCAGCAACAGAACAGCAACAUAUUCUUUCUUGCCGACCGAACCGAAAUGCUUUCUGAAAGCAAAAAUAUAUUGGAUGAGCUGAAAAAAGAAUACCAAGAAAUAGAAAACUCAGAGAAGACCAAGAUCAGGAAAUAG